Molecule: messenger RNA, 1263 nt
Organism: Anoplophora glabripennis (Asian longhorned beetle)
Lineage: Eukaryota; Metazoa; Arthropoda; Insecta; Coleoptera; Cerambycidae
Product: sarcospan
Exons: 5
Coding region: 175-1146 (323 amino acids)
Cellular component (GO): sarcolemma; dystrophin-associated glycoprotein complex
Source: RefSeq, a predicted model, not a curated record
UAGUCGAUUGUUGUGUUCACGGCAGGCUCUACCUACGUAGUGUAUAGAAUGACUGCAACAGAAAUAAUUGUAAAUAACUACACCUUAGAAGCGGAUAUAGCAUGGCAUUGAAUAUAUAAAUAAUUAAAAGCAAACCAGUUUCAAAUUUUAAGUAGCACAGUAAAAAUAUGUUUGAUGUGUAUUAAUCUGUAUUUGAGUUUUAGAUUAAUAAUGGGUAGUAGUAUACUUGAUACUGAGAUAAGUAGAUUAAGUCCUUCGUCGGAACAACAAGAUGGAAGAAACAGACCCACAAGCUAUUACGAGAAUACCACAUCAGGAAUAUCAAAUACCUCACCAUUAAAUACUAUAAGAAAUGAAUCUAAGGCUGAAAAAAUUCCGUCCCAAGUAGACUGCUUAAUUACUACCGUUCCACAGAAUAUUGCAGGUCAAAAUAUUGCAGGAAAACACACUCCGACCAGAAACAGCUUAAGGCAUAGUCGAAUGAUUGUACUUAAUAAAACUGGAAAUGUGUCUGUAAAAUAUUUGCCAGCAGUUGUACUACACUACAAGUUUAUAAAAUCAUUAUUAGUGUUAAUUACAUUUCUUGGAAUAGUAUUGUGCACCCUAUCUGUAUUGCUAUUGAUGUGCACGCCAAAUAUAAGACCAAGGGAUAAUACAUAUUGGAGCGCUAUCCCAGUGCUCGCUUCAGGUAUUGUUGGGUUAUUUUAUUUAUGUUUUGUACCUAGAGAGCAUCCUACAAAUAGGCUUACUUACUGGACUAAGUCUUUAAAGAUUUUAUCAACAUUAACCAGCCUCGUGGCCGCUGCGGCUUCUUUCGUUAUAUGUGUGUUUGCUGUGCUACAUUCGGUAUCACUAGCUAUGAUGACAUGUGCACCUCCCGAUAAGGUGAAUACCAGCUGUGUAUGUACAUUAAACUCUACCACAGAAUCGUUAGUUAUCAGAAGUUACCAUUACAUUGAUCUGAGUUGUUCGGAAGUAAAUAUAUUAUACAUUAUAGUAAUCAUCACAAGUAUCAUCAACGCAGCGGUAGGAGUAUGCGAAGUGUUAUACCUGUACUUGCAGUGGUGCAGAAGGACUUUAUACGUUUAUACUAAAGUGCCUGUUAAUAAUAACUCAGAUUCUGUCAACACAAACAAUAGGCAAUAAUUCCGUUUGGUUCCAAAGUUACAUAUCCAAAGAAGUAGUUUUAAAUUUGUGAUGUACAUAUGUAUUGUUCACCAUGUAUUAAUUUAUUAAGAGAUAUAUUUUUGAAAAAUGUAGUUU